Molecule: messenger RNA, 1712 nt
Organism: Mesitornis unicolor (brown roatelo)
Lineage: Eukaryota; Metazoa; Chordata; Aves; Mesitornithiformes; Mesitornithidae
Product: zinc finger protein 644-like
Exons: 1
Biological process (GO): regulation of transcription by RNA polymerase II
Cellular component (GO): nucleus
Molecular function (GO): RNA polymerase II cis-regulatory region sequence-specific DNA binding; DNA-binding transcription factor activity, RNA polymerase II-specific
Source: RefSeq, a predicted model, not a curated record
GUUUUGUGGUCUGGUCUUUCGGGGACCCCUGUCUGUUCAAGAAGACUGGAUAAAGCACUUGCAGCGGCACAUUGUCAACGCAAAUCUUCCACGGACUGGAGCUGGCAUGGUCGAGGUCACAUCACUACUUAAAAAGCCUGCUUCAAUUACUGAAACUUCGUUUUCUUUACUGAUGGCAGAAGCAGCAUCAUAGAACGAGGAAACAUUUUAAAUUUUGAUUGGGUGUAAAUUUGAAAUACUUUGUCAUUUUUUUAAAAUAAAUUGCUACACUAAAUUAUGUUUAUAAAUGCUCACGACAGAAAACCAGAGGAAGCGGAUUACAGUAACAUCAAAAUAAGUUGAAUACUUAACAGUUACAGUAAGUAGUCUUUAUAUUUUCUAUAGGGUGGCAGAUGUGUUUUUAAGGUUUAUUCUGUUUUUGUCGGUUACUGUGUUCACUCUCAGUACGAGACCAUCACAAGUAUGGCAGCCAUUUCUAAAUUGUUGCACAUGGGUACUUAAAAGGCAGAUUUUAAUAAAACCAAGAAACCGUGUUCUCUUCAGUGUUACCCAAAUCAAGGCUCUGUUGAUUCCAAAAAGAAUUACAUAGUAAAAUAAGAUAUUAUUCUAUUUUGUUUGUAUGUAUGUAGUGUUUUGUAUAAUACCGAGAACUGCUAAUACAAUUUACUCAACUUAGGGCAUUAAAUAUCCUGUACUUCAUAGUUCAAGAGACUGUUUCAUUCAGAUAGGGCAAUUAGUACUAUUCUAUCUAGGUGUGUAAGUGUUUUUUUUAAAUCACAUGAGGCUUUUUGUACUAAAAAAAAGUGGAGGGAAACUUGUUUAAACAAAUUUCUAAGAGAAAAUAUGUACAUAAUACUGGAAAUUUGUGGUAAGGAAAUAUUCUUUACUUCAGUUGCAUUUCUCACUGACAAUAAAGUGGUGCAUCCAUGCUACCUCCUACUUGUCAACAAAGAUGGUAUUUACCCGUAUGUUUUUGUAUCAUAGUAGAUUCAAUCCGAGUUUCUUUAUUACGAAGCAUCUUUUUGUUAACAAGUUUGUUUCUUUAUGAUGAUUUACUCCAAGUCUGACUUGCUUCCAGAAGUUUGCCUCUCUCCUCUUUUAUUUAACACUGUAGAAAUGUACUAAUAAGCAUUGCUCACUACACGGUUAGAGUAGACUUUUCAUUUAUAAUUCUGUUUAAAAGAUUUAUCAUUAGGGAAUUCGAACACAGAUUGAAAUGUUUCUACAUAUGAAGAGAAUGUUUACAACUUUAAAAUUUAGAGCUUGUUUUGGAUGUGAUUAUAUGUAUGAAAACUGUAACACUAUGCUCAUGCUAAGGACCUACUUACAGAAUUACCGAAAUAAAUGUGCUGUGAGGAUGGAAAUAUGGUGCAGGUGUCUUGGUCAUGAUAAAUUGUGUUUGUUCAUUUAAACUGUCUUCAGAACAUCAUUUUUUUUUGUUUAAAUCCAAUCAGAUUCCUCUACAAAUCAAUUUUGUAUGCAAGUAACAUUUCAUUUUACUCAUAUAGGGUAACAGAUACUGUAGUUAAGCCAAGGAUAUGCAUUGAUAUUUUCGUUAUAUGUAAAUAAAGUUAAAGCAGUUAAAGCAAGAGGAGUAUUUUGGUAGAGUAUAUACAUACCUCACUGCCAGUGAAAUUGCUUUCCUAUGGUAUAUCUCCUUACCAGAAAAAUCUCUAAAUAAAAAGGUUUAAAGAAAAUCUAAAUGUCUAUAA